UUAAGUGUAACCAGUCGAUUGUACAGCUGCUUUUGUAGAGGUUCCAUUUUUCAAGUUCCAAACAAAGUGAAAAUUGUGAACCCUGCUUUGUGAUCAUACUAUAGCGUGUAAUACAAAGUUAAGCACUUAGUUGUACUUAAUAAAGUAGUUCUUUGAUCAUUUAUAUACCAUUGGUAUAUAAAUUGGAAUACCAUUGGUAUUCCUUAAGUCUCUCUCUCCAAUCCAGCCUCCACAGUUGCCAAUGUGGUUUUCCCAAAGGACAUUUAUAACAGUAUUAGAUCCCUUCUCUAAGAACUCUGACUUUCUGUUACUCCUAGGAUAAAAUAUUGGUUCCUCUGUGGCUCAUUGAGAUCUCUUUGCCACCUUGCUCCAACAUAUGUUUUUUGAAUAUUUAUAUAUUAUUCCCCUAUGUGUACUAUCUGAUCCAACCAAAUCAGCUUUCUGACAUGUUCCUGACAUAAUGGACUCCAUCUACCAUGUUCAUAUAACACCCUGUAUAUGGAAUGCACUCUCCUCACAUCUCCUUUGGAGCUAAGAUCAAGUACUACUGCCUUUUCCAAUCAACUAUAGCUACAAGUGCCUCCUUAUAUUUAUUUUGUAGCUAAGUAGUUCCUCCCUAAUAGACUCCAUUUCUACCUCCAAGGAUAGCACUUUAAAGUCCCAUGUUAGUUGAGCGAUGAUUCCUUUUGUCUUUGUGUCCCUGGUCCCUGGGCAUAUACGUGCUUAUGAAUGCCUAUUGAUAGAUCCACUAGGACUCUGCUCUGUUAGUUCUAUUAGCACAGUAAAUAACAAACAUAUACAAGGUGAAGAAAACUAAUUUCCCUGAGGGUGGGAUAGGGUACUGAUUCAGAAUAAUUGUCUUACCAGAGGUAUUGCUUAGGUGAGACAUACUCCAGACUCUGAACUCUUGUGAAAGAUAUACAUCCCUGCAUAUACAUCUGGUUAAUUGCUUGGGCUUCCCCCAAGGGUCAUGUGUUUGAGGAUCCCUGGAUGAAGAGGAAUGUAUUGAUGUUUCAGGAAUCAAUGACCUUCAAGGAUGUGGCUGUGGAAUUCACUCCAGAGGAGUGGAAGCACCUGGAUUCUGCUCAGAGGAACUUGUUCAGGGAUGUGAUGCUGGAGAACUAUAGGAAUCUUGUCUCUCUGGGGCUCGCUGUUAGCAAACCAGGUAUUAUCUUCCUUUUGGAAAGAGGAGGAGCACCAUGGAUUCCAGAGAGAGCCAUCCCAGGAGGCACUUUUCCAGAGCACCUUAGUUCAGAGACUAGGUGUGCAACAACAGAGACAACUCCAAACUUCCCCAUUUCUGUGGGAGACCCACUCCAGAAUCCCUGGGAUUCCAAGUUUGCCGAAGUGUGGGAGUGUAAUAUAAACUUAGAGCAACAAAAUGGCAAGCAUGAAAAACAAUCCCAGCAAGUGAAAAUCAUCCACAGGAAAGCUUCCAAGUUUAAGGCUAAGACAAGUAAUGCCUUUGGUCAGGAGUCAGUUCUUGUUCCAAAACACAAAGUUCAUAGGAGGAAAUGUGGUACAUAUGGAAAAAGCUUCAAACAGGGCUUAGAUAAAAGUAAAUUGAAUGGACUCUCAGCUGAGAAAAAAAUUUAUGAGUAUCACAAUUGCAGGAAACCGUUGAGUUGUCAUUCAGAUCUUACUCAACAUCAAAAGAAAAAUAGUAAGGAAAAAUUGUAUGAAAAUGGAAAAGUAUUUAGUAGCAAUUCAUCCUUUACAAAUGAUCCAAUAAUUCCUUCUACACAGAAACCCUUUCAUUAUAAUGAAAAUGGAAAAUCCUUUAGCUGUUCUGGAGACCCAAGUAAACAUAAAAAAAAUCACACUGGGAAAAAACCCUUUGAAUAUAGUGAAUGUGGGGAAUCUAUUGGGUUCUGUGGGGACCUGACUAACCAUAAGAGGUGCCCAACAAGUGAGAAACCCUUUGAAUGUCAUGAAUGUGGGAAAUCUUUUGGAUGGCGUGGAGAUCUUACUAAACAUGAGAAUUCACACUGGAGAGAAACCCUUUGAAUGUAAUGAAUGUGGGAAAUCCUUUAAACAGCCUGGACACCUUACUGGACAUAAAAGACUUCAUACUGAAGAGAAACCUUUUGAAUGUAAUGAAUGUGGGAAGUCCUUUAGGUGUUCUGUAUACCUUACUAAACAUAAGAUCAUUCAUACCAAUGAAAAACCCUUUGCCUGUAAUGAAUGUGGGAAAUCCUUUAGGUGUUCUGGAUAUCUUACGAAACAUAAGAGAAUUCAUACAGGUGAGAAACCUUUUGAAUGUAAUGAAUGUGGGAAAUCCUUUCAACAGAGUGGUAAUCUUACUGUGCAUAAGAGAAUUCAUACUGGAGAGAAACCUUUUAAAUGUAAUGAAUGUGGGAAAUGCUUUAGAAGAAGUAUAAAGCUUACUGCACAUAAGAGAAUCCAUACCGGAGAGAAACCCUUUCAAUGUAGUGAAUGUGGGAAAGCUUUUAGGUGGAGUGGAGACCUUGCUACCCAUAAGAGAAGUCAUACUGCAGAAAAACCUUUGUAGUGUAACGUUUAUGGGAAAUCCUUUAAAUCACUGAGUAUAAGAGCUUUCAUGAUAAAGGGAAAAUCUUUGGCUCUAAUUAUGUAGUACACCUUGGAACAACAUGGAGAUCUAACUGACCAUAAGAGUGAUCAUUGGAGAGGAACCUUUUGAAAGCAGUGAAUACAAGCAAUCUUACAAAAGCAUGUCGAACUUGCUAAAGAUGAGAUUUUCUACUGGAAAAUAACAUUUGAAUAUAACAGAGAGAGCUUUACCUCAGCCUGAUCAGCUUUCUGCACAAAAGGGAAUUCAUACUAGAGAGAAUCUAUUGGUGAUAAAUACAGAGGAAUCUUUUGGGUUGUCUAGAGACAUUACUAAACAUGAAAGCAUUCACACUGGGGAGAAAGGGCCUGCAUAAUCAGAGAACUUGGGUUCAAAGUUCAUCUAAGUAACAUGACCUUCGAUAAAGCACCUAGUCUCACUAAGCCUUAGUUCUCAUCUCCAAAAUGAGGAAUAUCUGUCCUUUAUCAGAGGUUUGUGUCAUUUCCACUCCCUGUCCCCUGUUAACUGUUUCUAUUGUGCACAUAUAUAAACUUUUCCAUUUCAUAUAAUCAAAGUUGCCUCUCUUAAAUUGAUCCCAUCUAUACAGUCAUGAAAUUUGAGUCAGAAGAGACUUCAGCAGCCAUUUAGACCAUAAGUGAAAGGGAUCCCCACUGUAACACCUACCCCCAGGGAGAGGGGACCCAUCACUUCUUGAAGUUGUCCCACUCUUGUGCACUUCUAUUCCCUCUGAGACCAAACAAAAUAAGUUCUUCCACAUUAGGAGGCUUUCAAAUACUUGAAAACAACUAUCAUAUUCUCCCCACAUCCCUCUGUCAUUUGAUUUAUCAUGAACUUAAUGUGGCUCCCAGCUCUUCUAGCUGAUAGACCCUGGUGGAGCAGUGGAGGGAACACUGGGCCUGCUGUCAUUUAAAUCCGGCCUCCUAGCUGUGUGACCCUGGACAGGUUACUUAACAGCUGUUACCUGUUUAACCGUCGAGUGGCAAUAAUAGCACCCAACUCCCAGCAUUGUGGUGAGGACCCAAGGAUGGAAUGCUUGUAGAGCAUUUAGCCCAGUGCCUGACACAUAAGUGCUUAAUAGAUGCUUAUGCUUUCUCCAUUCCCUAGGACCUGCCUCUGGACACUUUCCACCUUGUUAUUCUUAAAUCCUGGUGCCAAGAGAUGAAUUCAGUGCUCCUGAUGGGGUCUGACAAGGGCAGAAUAAGCCAAACUCAUCUCCCCAUUUCUGGAAAUUACAGCCCUCUUCAUUAGCCCAUGGUCAUGUUAUGUUUGUGGCUGCCACAUCACACUCCAAACAUGCCCAUUUAUUUUUCACAGCUGCUUUCUAUCCAUUCUCCUAUCUUAUACUAUUGAAGUUGAUUUUUUUUAAAUCCAAAUGGGACUUUUAAAGUUUCCUUACUAGAUUUCACCUUGUUGUAUUCAGCCCAUUGAGCCUUUCAAGAUCUUUCCAAAAAAGAUCAUCCACUAAACUAAUCGCUUUCCUGUUUUGCUUGUCUGCAUAUUUGAAGAAAGUAUCAACAGCUCUGUCUUUUUGAAAGUCGUGAAUCCAUCCCUUGCCUAAGCUCCCUAUCUCCAGUAAUGAAAAAUGUUUCCUUCUCUGUUGCAGUUAUUUAUUAUAUGACCUUCUAUAUGCGAUCCUUGUAUUUAUAAACUUACUUUUGGUGUAUGGUGUCCAUUGUUAAUGCUAAACGUGAUUUCUCUCAUGACUUUGCAGCUUAAGGGUUUUUCAGUGUUGCAAGGGAGUGGAACAUUAAGUUGAAUCUGUAAAAACAAAAGGGAAGAAUAAAAAAUUAAGCAUAACAAAAUAUAUGAAUAAAAAGAAACUGGAUUUU
This is a messenger RNA of Antechinus flavipes (yellow-footed antechinus), 4380 nucleotides long. RefSeq names its product zinc finger protein 184-like. The transcript is spliced from 3 exons. The record is from RefSeq and is a predicted model, not a curated record. Gene Ontology annotation, biological process: regulation of DNA-templated transcription. The coding region runs from base 991 to 2007 and encodes 338 amino acids. Lineage: Eukaryota; Metazoa; Chordata; Mammalia; Dasyuromorphia; Dasyuridae.